CGAACCCUCGUUACCUCUCUCCCUCUUAAGCGCCAUAAGCCCCUCGAAGCAUUAAACUUAGUCCCGAGACAAAGAUUAAACAAAGAAAAAGAAAAGAGAUAUCUAGGGCUUCGCUCCGUCCCAGAACGAUCGCCCUCGUGUGUUCUUCUUCUCACCGGUCUUUAGAGAAAAUAUGGCAGAUGCUGAGGAUAUUCAGCCUCUUGUGUGUGAUAAUGGCACUGGAAUGGUUAAGGCUGGAUUUGCUGGAGAUGAUGCUCCAAGAGCCGUUUUCCCAAGCAUUGUGGGCCGCCCACGUCACACUGGUGUGAUGGUUGGUAUGGGCCAAAAAGAUGCAUAUGUUGGGGAUGAGGCUCAAUCCAAGCGUGGUAUUUUAACUCUGAAAUACCCAAUUGAGCAUGGUAUUGUCAGUAACUGGGAUGACAUGGAGAAGAUCUGGCAUCAUACUUUCUACAACGAGCUUCGUGUGGCCCCAGAAGAACACCCUGUGCUUCUUACUGAGGCACCUCUCAACCCCAAGGCCAAUCGUGAGAAGAUGACUCAAAUCAUGUUUGAAACCUUCAAUGCUCCGGCUAUGUAUGUAGCCAUCCAGGCUGUUCUGUCUCUUUAUGCUAGUGGUCGCACAACAGGUAUUGUGCUGGACUCUGGUGAUGGUGUCAGCCAUACUGUCCCUAUCUAUGAAGGAUAUGCACUCCCACAUGCAAUCCUUCGUCUAGAUUUGGCAGGUCGUGACCUGACCGAUGCCCUCAUGAAAAUUCUGACUGAACGUGGCUACUCCUUCACUACCACGGCUGAGCGUGAAAUUGUACGAGACGUGAAGGAGAAGCUAGCAUACAUUGCUCUCGACUAUGAGCAGGAGCUAGAGACAGCAAAGAACGGCUCAUCUGUGGAGAAGAGCUAUGAGCUGCCUGAUGGGCAGGUGAUCACAAUUGGUGCUGAACGUUUCCGUUGCCCAGAGGUUCUUUUCCAGCCAUCAAUGAUUGGGAUGGAAGCUGCAGGCAUACAUGAGACCACCUACAAUUCCAUCAUGAAGUGUGAUGUAGAUAUAAGGAAGGAUUUGUAUGGCAACAUUGUUUUGAGUGGUGGGACCACCAUGUUCCCUGGUAUUGCUGACAGGAUGAGCAAGGAGAUCACUGCAUUAGCACCAAGCAGUAUGAAGAUUAAAGUGGUGGCUCCCCCAGAAAGGAAAUACAGUGUUUGGAUCGGAGGCUCCAUCUUGGCAUCCCUUAGUACUUUCCAACAGAUGUGGAUCACAAAGGCAGAGUAUGAUGAGUCUGGCCCAUCAAUUGUGCACAGGAAAUGCUUCUAAUUCUGCCAUGCUGGGAGGUGAGAUGAAGAUAACAGACGUCCCAUGCAUGGAGAUGGUGCUAGCUCUAUUUUCUUUCUUUUGCAGUUUUAUCUUACAGUAGUGUUAAUGAUUGUGCUAUUGGUGCUGUUCCUUGAAAAAACAUCCUAGUGGCCCUUUCUUUUAGCAUUGUUGUCCAGAGGAUGGUGAACCUUGUACUUCGAGGGGUGGCUAAUAAUGCUGCUUUAGAUUGGGUUUGAUGAGGCUUGAACCUUUUGUUUUCUCCAAUAAGUAUAUCCUUUUUAUUAGAUGUUUGUUCAACAUGAUUUUGUCUGUACUGUGGAGGCAGUUUACUUGUCUUGAAUAGCCUGCUUACAACUCUAGGAACUCCACACUUUUGGCUGUCGGUGUUUAUUCUGACA
Molecule: messenger RNA, 1704 nt
Organism: Elaeis guineensis (African oil palm)
Lineage: Eukaryota; Viridiplantae; Streptophyta; Magnoliopsida; Arecales; Arecaceae
Product: actin
Source: RefSeq, a predicted model, not a curated record